This is a messenger RNA of Pichia kudriavzevii, 825 nucleotides long. RefSeq lists its product as uncharacterized. NCBI's taxonomy places the organism in Eukaryota, Fungi, Ascomycota, Pichiomycetes, Pichiales, Pichiaceae. The record is from RefSeq and is a predicted model, not a curated record. The coding region runs from base 1 to 825 and encodes 274 amino acids. Gene Ontology annotation, cellular component: proteasome core complex. The transcript has a single exon.
AUGAACCACGAUCCGCUACAUUGGGGAAGACCAGACGACUCUACAUAUGGUGGGUACAAUUACAAUAUUGCACAUGCAUCUAAUGUUGAUAGAAACAAAACCCAGGCAAAGACAGAAUUUCCUAAAAUGCAUACGCAGCAACCAAUGAUUACCGGUACUUCGGUAAUUGCCAUUAAGUACAACGACGGUAUAGUCAUGGCUGCAGAUCACAUGGGUUCCUAUGGAUCGCUUAUGAAAUUAGACGAUCUGCAGAGAAUUAUACCUGUGGGAAACUCUUCGGUGUGUGGUAUAUCAGGCGAUAUUAGUGAUUUCCAAUAUAUAGAGAGACUAUUAGAUGAUUUACAAAUUGAAGAUGGAUAUGAUAUGGAAGAUGACAACUUAAAAGCUAAUCAUUUGGGUGAAUAUUUAACUAAUGUUAUGUACAAUAGAAGAUCAAAGAUGAAUCCAUUGUGGAAUGCAAUCAUAGUUGCCGGAUUUGAUGAUAAAGGUGAAAUAUACAUGAAACAUGUCGAUUUGUUGGGCGUUUCAUAUUCCUCUCCAACAUUAGCAACGGGUUUUGGUAAUCAUUUGGCCAUCCCUCUUUUAAGAAAAAAGGUGGAUAGCGAAGAAGAUGUAGCAAAAUUAUCAAAAGAAGAGGCGAUUCAAACAGUGAAGGAUUGUAUGAAGGUGUUAUUUUAUAGAGAUGCAAGAUCUUGGAACAAAUAUUCACUUUGUAUUAUUGAGAAGUCCACCAAAUCUAUAAACAUUGAAAAGGAUGUUGCAGUUGAAGGAAUGAAGUGGGAUUUUGCUAGGCACAUCACUGGUUACGGUGUUCCACAACUAUAA